GACAACAUGAAGUCUGACAACAUGAAGUCCAGAAACUUCUUGAGCCCAGUGGUGGUACUUCUUGUCCUUGGGACACUGGUGGCACAGGCAGCUGUCAUAAAAGAUCAAGGCACUGCGAAAGGACAAGAUCCAGUCAAAGGACAAGAUCCAUUCAAAGGACAAGAUCCAGUCAAAGGACAAGAUCCAGUCAAAGGACAAGAUCCAGUCAAAGGACAAGAUCCAGUCAAAGUCACAUCCCCCUAUAAGCUUGGCUUCUGCCCCGAGAUUCAGAUCCAGUGCGCCAUGAUAAAUCCCCCUAACAAAUGUCUGAGUGAUGCUGAUUGCCCGGGGAGAAUGAAGUGCUGUGUGGGCAAUUGCGGGAGAGACUGUAUGAAUCCUUUGUGAGGCGGAGUCUGUUCUCGCUGCACCUGUGAAGCCCCAGGGAUGCAGAUCCUGGUGCCUGUAGCACUACCCUCUCCCACACUGCCCAUUCUUCCUUUCCUCCAGGGUGCCCAAACCUGGGAUGCCUCUCUCAUGUACUUUCCAAUAAAAGACCACUUUCUACUCCA
Molecule: messenger RNA, 548 nt
Organism: Balaenoptera acutorostrata (minke whale)
Lineage: Eukaryota; Metazoa; Chordata; Mammalia; Artiodactyla; Balaenopteridae
Gene: PI3
Product: peptidase inhibitor 3
Exons: 3
Coding region: 7-384 (125 amino acids)
Biological process (GO): copulation
Cellular component (GO): extracellular region
Molecular function (GO): peptidase inhibitor activity
Source: RefSeq, a predicted model, not a curated record